AUUAUUAUUAUUAUUGUUAAUUAUGCCUAAAGAUAUACGAAAUUAUCAUACAAUCUCACUGAACACUUUCUUUUUCAGACAUUACUAUAAAUAUAAUAGUGGGAAAAUUAUUAAUUAUGCCAGGUGCACAUACAUUCUACGAUGGUUCAAAUGUUUUACAACCAAUUGCAGAUAUAAUUGGCCUUGAGGUUGAUAAGGUCAACUUGCUUUUAUGCCAGCUUAUAUCGUUACCAUUAGCUUAUUUCCACUAUCAUCUAUUUAAUUUGACUCGGAUUUCACAAACAACACGUGUUCUAUGUCCUACUAUUUUGGGCUUAUUGUUUUGUUACUUUUGUUUUGGAAAUGCAGUAAAACAUUUGUUAUUACUAGUUGGCUUGUCAUAUACAAUUAUGCGUUUCUCUCCACCCGAAAUUGUACACAAAUGUAUAUUUAUGUUCGCUAUGGGUUACCUCGUUUUCCUACAUUGGUAUCGCUGGUACGUACUGACCACUUACUAUCUCGAUGUUACCGGCCCAAUGAUGAUACUUGUUCAGAAAGUCACAUUGCUUGCUUUUGCUUUACACGACGGUAGGUCGAAGAAAAGUGAGGAAUUAAAUGAUAUACAGAAAAAAGAAGCCCUCACAUCACUGCCUGAUAUACUGAACUUUCUAAGUUAUAUGUUUCAUUUUCAAGCAGUAUUAACUGGGCCAGCUUGUUUUUACACUGACUAUAUAACAUGGAUUAAUGGGAAAGCCGCUGUUGGUAAAGAUGGGAAGAUUGAGAAACCAUGGCAUGCAGUAUUGAAUAAAUUAUUACAAGCAGUGGUGUUUAUGUUAUUAUAUGUUUUUCUUGGUGAUUGUUUUACUCCUGACAUUAUCAUCGAUAAGAAAUAUAUGAACCUAAAUUGGAUUCAGGGAUUAUUUAUAUUGUACAUUGUAAUGGCUUUUCAACGUGUGCCAUAUUAUGUUGCAUGGACUUUGGCUGAUGCGAUAUUUAAUUUGAGUGGAUUUGGAUUUAAAGGUUAUGAUUCAGACGGUAAACCUCAAUGGGAUCUGGUUUCCAACGUCAAACCUUGGAAAGUUGAGACAGCACUAAAUUUCAAAGAGACGUUAGAAGCAUGGAACUGUUGUACAAUGUACUGGCUGCGACGUGUUGCAUAUGAUCGCGCUCCAAAAGGGUACCGGACUCUAUCCACGUAUUUGUUGUCAGCAGUUUGGCAUGGCUUCUUUUUGGGUUACUAUGUCACUUUCUUGACUGGCGCUCUGUUCACCGUUUCUGCACGAACGAUACGUCGUUGCUUACGUUGGCGCUUCCAAAGGAAUGAAUUUCUGCGACGUUUAUAUGACUUACUUACAUUUGUUGUCACAAAGAUCGCUUUAUCUUAUGCAUCAUAUCCAUUUGUGAUGUUACACCUCGGACCCGGCCUAUACUUUUACAGGAUUGAAUAG
Loa loa (African eye worm) is the source of this 1427-nucleotide messenger RNA. RefSeq names its product porcupine. Gene Ontology annotation, molecular function: acyltransferase activity. NCBI's taxonomy places the organism in Eukaryota, Metazoa, Nematoda, Chromadorea, Rhabditida, Onchocercidae. Gene Ontology annotation, biological process: lipid modification. Gene Ontology annotation, cellular component: membrane. The coding region runs from base 117 to 1427 and encodes 436 amino acids. The record is from RefSeq and is a predicted model, not a curated record. The transcript has 12 exons.